CCUAGACACUUCUUGUUAUAUCACAGGAGGCGGGGCUUCACUCCUCUCACAGAGCAGAGAGUGCAGGUUCUCCAGCCCACAUGUGGACAGAGCCGCCUGCUCAGGCCUCCAGGAUGACCAUCCCUGCCUCCUGGCCCCGCCCUCCUCCUUGCCUGCUGCUGACUCUACUGCUGGGACUCACAGGAGUGGCAGGUGAGAAGGAGCUGCAGGUGAUUCAGCCUGAGAGGUCGGUGUCCGUCGCAGCCGGAGAGACGGCCACUCUGCUCUGCACCGUGACCUCCCUGCUCCCCAUAGGGCCCAUCCAGUGGCUCAGGCAGACAGAAACAGGAUGGGAGUUAAUCUACAGUUUCAUGCAAAGUGAGGGAACCCACCUCCCUCGAGUAACAAAUGCUUCAGACAACACAAGGAGAAACAACACGGACUUUUCCAUCCGCAUCAGUAACAUCACCCUAGCAGACGCUAGUAUCUACUACUGUGCGAAGCUCUGGAACCAAGACACUGACAACGUGGAGUUUAAGUAUGGAACAGGCACUUGGCUCACUGUGACUGGCCCAGCAAUGUCUACUGAAUUCCUCACCGCAUUGCUCCUUGGCCACAAGGUGCUGCUGGCAGUAGGUGUCUCUGCCAUCUAUGUACACAGGAAGCUGAGGGCCUGACUCAGAAGAGGAGAUAACAGCCGGCUUCCUCACAGAGCCCUGGAGACCACAAGACCAGACAAAGCCUGAUUUCUCACUCCCAGAGGAUUACACAGGCACAGAAGCCACCAAAUGAACUGCAACUAUUCCCGAUAGGUGGUCUGUACCAAAAUAUUCCCCUUGUCAUAAACUGUAUGCAGGACUGGUCCUUGUGGACAAUAUUCAGAAGUGAGGAGUGCUCAGAUAUAUGCGCUUAGCCAGGCACCUAGAUCCCACCCAAACACCUUGCCAACUUAGAAAUUUUUUACACUUUCUCUCACCUUCCCCAUUUCUUAGAUGAUUUAGUUCCAAGAUUGUCCAAUCAAGUCUCCCAAAUUAGAAUUGAUGAAUACAUAUAGUUUCUUUUUACCAUGGUUCUUUAAAUUUCCUCUAAGUCUUUAUUUGGGGACACUGAUGAAAGCCUUGUCUCCAGUCUCCUCAUUUGGCAGCUGGAUAAAUAAAUCUUUUUUCUGGUUUCUCCUUGAAAGGACCUUGUGCACACAGUUGGUGCCACAGCUUUUGUAUCAGCUGCUCAAAGGAUGCACCCAUUGGUUGCCUGGUGGCCAGUGAAGCUUGUGUUUGUGGAUCACACAGGACUGUAGCAAACAAAAAACAAUUCUUAAGUGGCUAUUCUGUAAAGGCUUAGCUCAGAGACAGCAGUCAAACACUCCCAUCUCCCAGUCUUUCCCUGAAAGAGGUCUAUUUGCACACUUCAAAAGCUGCUGUCUGAGGCACCAGCUUCCAAUCAGCCUGCAACUAGAUGCUGAUUAAGAUCCUUCCCUUGGGACACUGAAAAGCCUUGGGAAACCUCCACUGGUGGGAGCCACUGAGAACAAGGAGGGCAGCUUGGACCUCACAAAGUCUGGGGAGACAACCAAGAGCUAGAGCAGGGCUGGAUGAUGAGAUUCACCUCCUACAGGAGACCACUGCAUCAAGGCUGGGGGAAGCAGCUCUUCUAUCUGAUGCACAGAAACCAACACAGAGAGCCGAGGACAAUGAAGAAAUGGAGGAAUAUGUUCCAAACAAAAGAACUAGAUAAAACUCCUGAAAUAUACCUAAAUGAAAUGAAGAUAAGUCAUUUCCCUGAGAGUGUUAGAAAAUGUCCAUAAAGAUCUCACCUGGCCAGGAAUACAAUGCAUGAAAAAAGUGAGAAUUUCAACACAGAGAUUAUAAACUAUAAAAAAGUACCAAACAGAAAUCACAGAGGUAAAGAAUACAGUCACUGAAAUAAAAAAAUUCAAUAGAAAGUUUCUAACAGCAACUCAAUGAAGCAGAAGAAAGGAUCAGGGAACGCAAAGACAGGGCAGUGGAAUACAUCCAACCAGAUGAACGGUGCAGUGACUAUAAAAAACAGUACGGCAGGUCUUCAAAAAAUUAAAAAUUGAUCUACCUUCCACUUGUGGGUCUAUAACCAAAGGACAUAACAAUCACUAUCUCAAAGAGAUAUCUGCAUCUCAUUGUUCAUGUCAUCAAUUUUUACCAUAGUCAAGACAUGGAAGCAACCUAAGUGUUCAUCAUUCUAUGAAUGUAUAAAGCAAAUGUGGAUACACACACACACACACACACACACACACACACACACACACAGGAAUAUUAGUCCACCAUAGAAAA
Hipposideros armiger (great roundleaf bat) is the source of this 2285-nucleotide messenger RNA. Its product is annotated as signal-regulatory protein beta-1-like. Lineage: Eukaryota; Metazoa; Chordata; Mammalia; Chiroptera; Hipposideridae. The transcript has 4 exons. The coding region runs from base 81 to 656 and encodes 191 amino acids. The record is from RefSeq and is a predicted model, not a curated record.